This is a messenger RNA of Oryctolagus cuniculus (rabbit), 6747 nucleotides long. RefSeq names its product Rho GTPase activating protein 28 (gene ARHGAP28). Gene Ontology annotation, cellular component: cytoplasm. Gene Ontology annotation, molecular function: GTPase activator activity. Lineage: Eukaryota; Metazoa; Chordata; Mammalia; Lagomorpha; Leporidae. Gene Ontology annotation, biological process: regulation of actin filament polymerization; signal transduction; negative regulation of stress fiber assembly. The record is from RefSeq and is a predicted model, not a curated record.
GGCUGCCCACACACCGAGUACACUGCUCUCCUCCAAUCAGGAGCAGGAUCAGCUCCUGGAGGUCAUCACUCAAGUUGGCAAGAGGCAGCUGUGUAGAAGCUGUUUUCUCCUCUCCCAGCGCCAUAUUGUGGGAGAGCAGAUGCAUAGAAUAAGUCCUAAUUCCAGUAACUUAGUCCAGUCCGGGUUGCUCCCCACACCAAGGCUGGCAAAAGGCAAAUUUGGAAUUGAACCCUUCCCUUCCGACCAUCAAUUACAUGUUUUUCUCUGCAGUACUGCCUAAAAUAUGAGUACAAGUGUACUUCAAAAGUUAAUGAAAAUUGAAUUAAAAGAUAAGUCUAUUUGGGUGCCAAACAACGUUGAAUCUAUGACUGGUUUUCUCAUAAUACAAAAUCUUUAAUGAAUUUUUUGAAGACCUCUGGCAUGCAUGGAUUUCAGAAAAGUUUUGUACCAAAAUAAACUUGUCUCUUAUUUAUUUUUGUAAAUUUUAACAUGAUCACAGAUCCAUAAAACUUGGCAGUAAAGCAUUCUUAAUCAUUGGUUUGCAUUAAUUCCAUGUUCUAUCCACUUUUCAAAAUACCCUUGUACAUUGGAUAAACCAUCCACAAAUUCUUUUGUACAUUUCAGGUUAGUAAUCUUUCUGGAAAUAAACUUUUACCAAAUCAUGACAGAUAUUUUGCUUCUAAGAACUUUUAUUAAACCUGGUGUUUGUUUAGUGGUGAAGAGGUGGAGGGGGGAAAUUGCCUUCGCACAUGUGCUGCGUGAGUCUUCACAAAUCUCAGUCCAGGCGAAGCUCAUUACACUCUGCAGUCUUCCUAAGGAAGUGGAUGGAAGUUAGAGCUGAGACACAAACAGGAAGGCUGGGAGGCAGCAUUUGUCCGGCAGGCACCACCUCUUUAAAUAGCUGCUGUGCAGGGGGAAUUAGUUCUCCACUUAGAGAAGGAACUCCAUUGCCCUUUGUUUGUAGUCCUGCAGGGCUGGAGGUCGCCAGUGGCAGUGCUGUCAUUUCAGAGGUUGAAGGCAAUGCUCAGUGGGUGUGGGGUGCCAGACUGCCUGCCUCUGGGCCAUGAGCGGACCCUGGCACAGAGAUUUGGGCUUCUCCCGUAAGAAUAUCAGCCCCGAGACUUCCAACCUGCUGAAAGAAAAUCCAUUCCUCGCUGCCGAAGAAUUAACAGGAUGCUCUCCAAUGAAUCCCUACAUUGCCCUGCGUUCAGUCGCUCCAACUCGCAAGCCUCCGUAGACAGCGCCUCCAUGGAGGAUUUCUGGCGGGAAAUAGAAAGUAUCAAAGAGAACAGCCUGGGAGGGCAGGAGGAGCAGCCGCCAGCCGAGGUCAAGCCUGUGGAUGAGGGUGAGCUUGAAGCAGAGUGGUUGCAAGACGUGGGCUUAUCAACUCUGAUCUCAGGCGAUGAAGAGGAAGAUGGAAAAGCCUUGCUCUCUACGUUGACUCGGACCCAAGCAGCUGCAGUGAAAAAGAGAUAUAACACCUAUACUCAGACCAUGAGGAAAAAGAAUAAGCACUCUGUCAGAGACGUCAGAGACAUCUUUGGAGCCAGUGAAUCUCCUACAGGUGCUUCUUGUGACAACCAUACUACACAGCUGGAUGGCACUGAAGAAGACAAGGAGCUCCCAGGAGUUAUCACAAGAAGUGGUCCCAUGCCAGAUGAUGCUUCUCUCAACAGUACCACCCUGUCCGAUGGAGCCCAGGAUGAAGAAGGGAGUUUUGCAGUUCCCAGGAACAGCUCCAGGUCUAUACUUGAGGCGAUCCCUGACAUACCAGUUCAUUCCAAUGGAUCUGCAGGCCCGGGACAGUCGCUGCAGACCGCAGUGAGUGAUGGUGGUUAUCUGGGAAAGAACAUUCCUCCAGAGACUGAAGAGCUGUCCUUUGAAAUAUCUUAUUCAGAAAUGGUUACAGAGGCUCCAAAAAGAAGUAAAUUUAAGAAAUUGGAGAUUAAGAAAGAAGACUAUGCUUUAACUAAAUUUAUCGUUCAGAAGACCAGACUUGGCUUGACGGAGGCAGGAGACUUGUCUACUGAAGACAUGAAGAAAAUCCGCCAUCUCUCUCUCAUUGAGUUGACAGCCUUUUUUGAUGCCUUUGGAAUUCAACUGAAGAGAAAUAAAACAGAGAAAGUAAAAGGGCGAGACAACGGGAUCUUUGGAGUUCCACUCACAGUCCUCCUGGACAAUGACCGAAAGAAAGACCCUGGAGUGAAAGUUCCCCUGGUGUUACAAAAAUUUUUUGAGAAAGUUGAGGAAUCGGGUCUGGAAUCUGAAGGAAUUUUUCGACUUUCAGGAUGCACAGCCAAAGUCAAGCAAUACCGCGAAGAAUUGGAUGCCAAGUUUAAUGCAGAUAAAUUUAAAUGGGACAAAAUGUGCCAUCGAGAAGCUGCUGUGAUGUUGAAAGCAUUUUUCAGAGAACUGCCCACCUCUCUCUUCCCUGUGGAAUAUAUACCUGCCUUCAUCGCUCUCAUGGAAAGAGGGCUUCACAUCAAAGUGCAGCUUCAAGCCUUGCACCUCAUGGUCAUGGCACUGCCUGACGCUAACAGGGAUACAGCCCAGGCCCUCCUGACGUUCUUCAACAAAGUGAUCGCCAAUGAAUCCAAAAACCGAAUGAGCAUAUGGAACAUUUCGACUAUCAUGGCGCCCAACCUCUUCUUCAGCAGAAGCAAACAUUCUGACUACGAAGAGCUGCUGUUGGCAAACACUGCAGCCCACAUCAUCCGCCUCAUGCUCAAGUACCAGAAGAUCCUGUGGAAGGUGCCGUCUUUUUUAAUCAGCCAAGUAAGGAGAAUGAACGAGGCCACGAUGUUGUUAAAGAAGCAGCUCCCGAGCGUGAAGAAGCUUCUGCGGAGGAAGACCAUAGAGCGAGAGAUUACAAGCCCCAAGACUUCAAAGGUACUACAAAAAUCACCCUCUUCAAGAAGAUUGUCUGACGUGCCAGAAGGAGUCAUCCGGGUCCAUGCUCCACUUCUCUCGAAGGUGUCCAUGGCCAUUCAACUUAACAGUCAAACCAAAGCCAAAGACAUAUUGGCGAAAUUCCAGUAUGAGAACAGUCACAGUCCAUCAGAGUGUAUUAAGAUUCAGAACCAAAGGUUAUACGAGAUCGGAGGAAAUAUAGGACAGCAUUGCUUGGACCCAGAUGCAUAUAUAUUGGAUGUAUAUCAUGAAAAUCCUCAAGCAGAAUGGGUAAUUAAGCCCCAACCAAGUCUUUGAAUUGUCCACAAGGUGGCUGCUAUCCUGUAUUACAUGCCAAGAAGAUCCUAUCUUUGGUGGGGAAAAAAACAAGACUACUUUUGACACACUUGUUUCUCUAACCCUCUCCAUGUUUCUUGGUCCUGAGUGCUGGUGUCUGCAGCACUGUCAGAACGGUGGAAGAGGAGCUGGCUCACCAUGCGAGAGCAAGUUUUCUCACCGUGCUUCUGGAUUAAAAGGCAAAGCGAGAGGAUGUGAUCCUUCCAGAAGACAGGCCAAUGUGAAAUACGGGACUGCAAUCAUUUCUGGUACUUUGACUUCUCAGCCGAAAUGAACUUGGCCUUACACCAGGGGAUAAGCAACAGUUCUUCACGUAGCCAAUGCUACCAAACACAAGGAGAAAGAGACCUUUUUUUUAUACUUAUGUUUUCUGCACGUGUUGACCAUUUUGAACAACAAUGCCAGAAAUAGCCUUACUUUCUGCCUUACAAAAUAAUCCAGAUCUACUUUGCAAAGGGAAUCCAUUUCUCUAACGUGCAACAUACAAUAUUUAUGCUCUGACUUGCUCCUGCAUCGGAGGAAGGACUUCCGUUUAAAAAAAAAAAAAAACUGUAUUGUUGCAUACAUCAUACUGUAUUAAGGCUAUAGCGUUCUGGUGCAAAUGAACAUUUCCCUAUCAGUAACUGUUGAAGUUGAUAUGUUUAAAGCUUACUCUCUUGUGAACACAGGUCCCCAUAGUGAAGCAUACUUUGACAAAGGGGGUCUUCGGCUUCCAGAACUUUCUCUGUAGUCAGCUGUCACACAGCCUGUUUUCGCCUCAUGGUGAUGGUGCUCAGUGAAUGCAUCUCUCCACCUGCCAGGCAGUUUCCUUUGCUGAACAAACAUAUCGCUUUUUCUAUUUUACAACUGUAGAUAGUAAUUCCUAAAGCCCCGAUUUAAAAACAGAAUUGCUCUUUUCUGAAAGUACUGAAAAAUACCAUAUCCGUGUCUGAUAAACUACAAAAGCAGAUUGUGCUUUUGUUCAUUAAUCAUAGACGUGAUCAGCGCUGGGGAUUAAGAUCAGGCGUUCAAGUCAGGUGCAUGUUUGAUGAGCUGAAAACUGUCUCUCUAACGAGAUACCAUGGAGUCAUUUUCUAAGCCUGCAGUUGGCCGGAAUCCACAGUCCCCACGUUUCCAAAUUAGGGCAAAUCAAAGCUGUGUGGAGGGAUUGGGCAGCUCUGCCCUUCACCUUGAGGCUGCAAAUGCAAUCCUUCUAGUCAGCCAGAAGCGGGCACAGAGACCUCACAUAUCUCAGACUUGUACUUUGGCUUGGAGUGCACAGAUUGAGACUUUGUUGAGUUUACCGCAGUAUUAAUGAGAUGCAAGACCCGAAUGCCUCUCCUGCAGUUCAUUUUGACGUAGUUGCUCAUAAACAAAGAAAACGCUUUUUACUCUCCUUACCGGUCUCAAAAUGUGUGAUGAUAUUUUAAGCCAACAUAUAGAACAAAUAUUUUAUAUGCCACAUUAUGCCUUGGUGUCUAUACAAGACAUGCAGGUACUUGCAUUUCUAGUGUUUAGGAUAUAAAAGAACAUUAUAGAAAACACAAAGAUCCAUUCAUUUGAUUUAUUUGGGAAUUUUUAGUUCCUUUGCCUGAAAACCUGUUUGAAAGUAAAUGUGUGUUCCAUAGGUUUGUAUUGGUUCCUGCAUUUCACCAGUGUUCAGUGGACUAAUUGAUGGCAGGUGCGUUUACAUUAUGAAUUUCCAUAGACUGAAAAAAAAUGUUUUUAAACCACAGGAGUAAACCUUUUACUCUAUGUAGUUGCCAAAUAUUAAGACAUAGGAUGACAGUAACUUAUGUCCAUACAUGGAAGAAAUUCUUCAAAUAGCUGCCUUAGAUAGCUAUGUAUAUACAAAAUACGACUGAUUUUUCUCAUUCUAUAUGGGCUCAUCAUAGUAGUUAAAUUCUGCUGCGUUUUACACAAAAUUCACAUAUCUGUUCAUUUAUUUUUCUAUUUCAGAAUUUUCGUUUCUUUGGACAGGAAACACAUUAGAACCUAAACAUAAAUUCUAAAAGUUUUUAAGGUUUACUCCAACUUUUCAUCAAUUUUCAAUAAGUGGCUGAGAGAUGACAGGUAAAAUACACUAAGUCUCAAUUUCUUAGCCACUUUUUUGUGGCAAAGACUUAGAUGAAUCUGUAAUUUAAAAUGAGUCACUUCAUUUUAUUCAAGGGCUAUGACAACUUUCAAAUAGCUAUCCUAUGGAGAACCAACUUGUGUCAGUACCAUUGGACAUAAUCUUUAUCCUCAGUCUUAGCACUCACUAAUUGGUUAGAGAAGAAUUUUGGUAAAAAGACUAUGCAUGGUUAAAGAGGUUUUUACUAAUUUUAUAAUAAACAAACCUCUGCUAUUAAAAUUCAAAAGUGCCCUUCACCUAGAUAUUGAAAGAACUGUUGCCUUAUCAAGAGGUUUUUUGUUUGUUUGUUUGUUUUAAUUUCAGUAAUCAGUCUGUGAAAAUAAACAGCAAAUUUCCAAUGAAAGGUCACAUACCCAGCUUCUUGUUGCUAUUCUCCGUACCUUCUCGCCUUCAAUCCACACCAAGUUUUCUUGGUAUCCAAUUAGGAAAAUUGUACCCUCCAGGGAGGUAUUAGAGAAGGUUAACAUUAGAGGAACACUUAGAAAAAUUCAUAGAGCUGGCUCAUUUUUUCCUCCGUUUUGCAAAAGAGGAUUCUUUUGCUAAAUAGGGCACUUGGGGAUAUGCUCCUUGGAGUCAAUGAUCUUUGAACAAACUGGAAUAUCAAUUCUUCACAUUGUAUAUACCGUAUAAACUACCUCACUUGCCUUUCUUGGGAAAAAAAAUUAAUGGACUUUAACAAUUUUUGUUACAAUCUGUCCCUGAGUCUUAAGUCUUAUUUAAAUCCUUGCAGUUAGCUUUCAGUGUACAUCUAAUGACGUACCUUUAAUGAUGUAAAAUAUUUUUAGCAAAAGCUUUAAAACCAAAACUGUGAUCUGAGGAAUACUCUGAGAGAAUCUGUAUCCCUUAGCCGUUGUCUUGUGUUUCUGACUAUGUGGCAAUGCAGGUUUUCAAGAGUACGAAUUAAUAUUCAGCUUUUCUUUGAGGCAUUUUCAACUGCUGUCCACAUAUUUCACUCCUCUGAAAAGUAACAUGAGAUUAAAAUGUCUCUUCCUUCUAGCUAGAAUAUUCAACUAUUUUUCACAUAAGUAUUACUUGCCUGAAAAGACCAUAUAUUAUUGGAAUGAAAUAGUUCCUCUGACAGGCAUUUUUCAACUUUCCCAUAAAUAUGUCACUUAGUAAAAAUUAUAUGACAUGGAAUUAAAGUGUUUCUUCCAAGGAUUGUCAUCAGUUUUACAUACACACACACACACCAGAAAUUUUCAACUAUUUUCUAAAACCAUGUGAUUUGAUUGAAAAAUCAUAUAUAUCACUGGAAAAUGCCAAUGUUUUAUGUUUUCUCCUGUUUCAGGAAUUAAUAUUAAUGCUUUUGUCCCAUCAGCUUUCUUUGUUUAUGUAGGAUCUGUAUGUUGCAUUUUAUCCAUCAAAAUAAAGAAGUAAAAAACCUGAAA